Lampris incognitus (smalleye Pacific opah) is the source of this 2398-nucleotide messenger RNA. It is a transcript of the gene wdr5, whose product is annotated as WD repeat domain 5. The record is from RefSeq and is a predicted model, not a curated record. Gene Ontology annotation, molecular function: histone binding. Gene Ontology annotation, cellular component: Set1C/COMPASS complex. Lineage: Eukaryota; Metazoa; Chordata; Actinopteri; Lampriformes; Lampridae. The coding region runs from base 498 to 1487 and encodes 329 amino acids. The transcript is spliced from 13 exons.
UCUCCAUCACGGUCUUUACUAGCUCGUUUCAUUUCGAACGACUCGCGGUUUCUUUCGCUGGUUUACGCUUCAGCUUCACCAUUUGGUUCGGGAAAACGACAGAGUAUUGUUAAUUAAUAAGCGAACAGUUUUAAACACCGAAUCCGCGGCUCUUCCUGUAUUCAAGGGUGCGCUCUAACACGUUGUCAGCUAACGUUAGCUUCCUGUGAGCCAACGGGUCUGUGGCGCUAACAGGCUAAGGCUAGCAGACUCUCCUGGGUGUAUGUAGACUGUGAGCUAACAGGCUAACGCUAACAGACUCUCCUGGGUGUCUGUAGACUGUGAGCUAACAGGCUAAGGCUACGGUGUGUGUAGGACUGUGAGCUAACCGGCUAAGGCUAGCAGACUCGGUGCCUGUAGGACUGUGAGCUAACAGGCUAAGGCUAGCAGACUCGCCUCCGUGCCUGUAGGACUGUGAGCUGUUACUGUUCUGUCUUCUCUUCUUUAUCUGGUACAAAAUGGCGACAGAGGAGAAGAAACCCGAGACAGAUAAUAAACAGUCCUCGUCCGGAUCCGGCAGCAAGUCCAACCCAGCCAAACCCAACUACGCGGUGAAGUUCACCCUCGCAGGACACACCAAGGCUGUCUCCUCUGUCAAGUUCAGUCCUAAUGGAGAAUGGCUGGCCAGUUCCUCUGCCGAUAAGCUGAUAAAGAUCUGGGGAGCGUAUGAUGGCAAAUUUGAGAAAUCCAUUGUCGGCCACAAGCUGGGAAUCUCGGAUGUCUCGUGGUCGUCUGACUCGAACCUUCUUGUUUCUGCCUCUGAUGACAAAACCCUCAAAAUCUGGGACAACAGCUCUGGGAAGUGUCUGAAGACGUUGAAAGGUCACAGUAAUUAUGUUUUCUGCUGUAACUUCAACCCCCAGUCCAACUUGGUGGUCUCUGGAUCGUUUGAUGAGAGUGUGCGUAUUUGGGACGUGAAGACAGGGAAGUGUUUGAAGACACUGCCAGCGCACUCUGACCCUGUUUCUGCAGUCCAUUUCAACAGGGACGGCUCUCUUAUCGUCUCCAGCAGUUAUGACGGCCUUUGUCGUAUCUGGGACACCGCGUCAGGACAGUGUCUGAAGACUCUGAUUGAUGAUGACAACCCUCCAGUGUCAUUUGUCAAGUUCUCCCCCAAUGGCAAAUACAUCCUGGCUGCUACCCUGGACAACACUCUCAAACUGUGGGACUACAGCAAGGGCAAGUGUCUGAAGACGUACACCGGCCACAAGAAUGAGAAGUACUGUGUGUUCGCUAACUUCUCUGUCACAGGAGGGAAGUGGAUUGUUUCAGGCUCUGAGGACAGCAUGGUUUACAUCUGGAACCUUCAGACCAAAGAAAUUGUUCAGAAACUACAAGGACACACAGAUGUGGUCAUCUCAACAGCUUGUCAUCCUACUGAGAACAUCAUCGCCUCUGCAGCCCUGGAGAACGACAAGACCAUCAAACUGUGGAAGAGUGACUGUUAGGCUGACCGACUGUUAGGCCGACCGACCGACUGACUGACUGUUGGACCGACUGUUAAGACUGACUGACGGUUUGAUGAACUGCCAGCUAAAAACACUCAUAGCUGGAACCAGCAACCAUGGAGCAGGACUGUGUGGUCUCUGAAAACCAAAACAACCAGACUGUUUAAGGCUCUGCGUCUCCUGGUUCACCUCCACCAUCCCAGCACCAGAAGCAGCUGUUUGAUGGUCUGGUUAGGCAUCCUCAUCCAAACAGACAAUGUAUUCCUGACUGGCUGUGACAACACCACACCAGUCUGAAGAGACAAAAGCUGUGCCUUUGGGUUUUUAAAGCCUCGGUAUCAGUUGUGAGCAGGUAGUCUUCUUCCUCACGUCUGAGAACUGGGCCGUGAGCUGGUUUAGCUCUUUUUGUUCUAAAUGUUUGUUUCAUACGACUCCAGUUCAGUUGAGCUCGUUAGAAAGCCCACAUUUACCAGUAUAGAGACUGACAGUUGUGCCACCUGGUGUUGAGAUGGUUUACUGGUAACCAGAUAUGGACCGUCCCAGACCAAAAUGUAGUCUACACUCUAUGCCCUACAUCCUACAUCCUGCAUCUUACAUCCUCGCUCCUCUCCUUAAACUGUGGCUUUGGGCGCAGUUUGACCUGCAGCGUUGUGCCAGUGACUCUUAGCUAGAAGUUGUCUGACUGGACAUGGUCAGUGUGUUCUGUUGUUUGAUUGGUCCACAUUUUCCAUAUGAUAAACACAAUACACAUAAGUCCACAUUAGCGACGCUCGUCAUCAUCAUCGCCCCCCGGCUCUUCACCUGACUGAGUUAACUAACAGCCAUCGGAUUAUUUGAUAAAAGAAAUGAACAUUGUAAUGAGUUUUUCAGUUAUGUCAUUGAGCUCUUUGUAAAUAAACUUUACUGUUUUU